Messenger RNA from Closterium sp. NIES-67, 2623 nucleotides. Lineage: Eukaryota; Viridiplantae; Streptophyta; Zygnematophyceae; Desmidiales; Closteriaceae. The record is from the annotation of a GenBank genome assembly.
GCGCCCGUCUGUAACCCGAGCGGGGGCCAACUCUUGGAAUUGUCGCACACCUGUGAGACCCCUGGUCUGCCACAUCGAUGACUCGUCCACUCCAAGCUGAGAGUCCGCAGCGGCAUCACCUCGGAAGGGGUGUUGACGUGGCGGUUAGAGAGGGGGGCACCGCGUGAGGCGGGAAACCGAGCAGCGAAAACCCCCCGCUCCCAGCGGUGGAGGGAUAGCGAGGCUGAGUGCGCGGCCGUGGUUUCCCUUGCAGGCUCGGGCCACGAGACCAUUCUCCCACACCCUUUUUCUCCCCGUCCUCCAUUCUCGUUUCUCCUUUCUGGACUUGACAUAUUUUUCCUGCCGCCCGCCUCUUUCCUCCAUGGGUAAUUGCCGCCCGCCUCUUUCCUCCAUGGGUAAUUGCCGCCCGCCUCUCUUGUUUCUGUGAGGGCGUUGCUGAAUUUGCACCCGCGCGGCGAUCGUUUUUUCGCUCGACGAGUCUACUCGUCACCAACCCAGGAGAAGGAUUCUCGGAUGCGCGUUUUCUCCUCGUCACCUACCGUAUACGUGUGUACGCCUACCGUGGUGCACCUUGCGCUAGUAUGCAGACUGCUCGACUUACACGCCGGCAGUGCACGUUACUCCAAUAAGGUCGCGCCAUGGUUACCCUAUCAACAUAGAGUCUGCUUAGCGCCCGCGCCGAAUGCUUGCCCGCGGCGCAGCACUGCACGCCCUUCCCCUCGUCUCCACCGCCGGGGCGCGCAUCGCGCUCCUCCGCGCGACGAUGAACGAGUUCCUGCGCUUUGCGCACGCGCGCGCGGAGACAGGGAGCAUCGCACUUGCAGGAGAAAGGGUAUACAGCAGGCGUGCACGCGGGGAGGAUAAACCUGCGAUUAUUGUGCAGUACGACGAGGAUUGUAACGCGGAUGAGAGAGAAACCGGGGGUGGGCAGGGGGCAAUGCGGGUGGCAAGAAGGAGGUCUGCCCGGCGACGAACGGAUGUGACUGUAAAGAGGGAAGCAGACGAGGUGGCUGCCAGGCAACAAGCAGGCGACGUGAUUGUGAAGAGAGAGGUCGUGACCCCUACUGAAGCUAGGGAACUAGGGGCUGGGAUUGUAAAGCGAGGUCCAGAGGAGGUGAAGAGAGAUGGAAAUGAUGUGACUGUAACGAGAGAUGCAGAGGGUGGGACUGUAAAGAGAGAAGCGGAAGACGUGAUUGUGAAGGAAGAGGAAUUGGGACACGUGGGAAUUGAGGCCUCUGUAGCAGCUGCUGGCAUGGCUGUAGCGGAGGCUGCUGGGGGUGGUGGCAGGGGCAGGAAGAAACGAAGGCAGCCGGCAGAGAGAGACGCGGAUAGUGGAGCAGGAGGGGGUGAAAUAGUUGUGGCCGGGCUGCCGAAAAGAUUCUCCGGCGGGCAGGUGAAAGGCGGGGAGCAGGGAAAUUGGCGGGAGGUGCUGACGGCAAUAAAGGCGAUGCGGGGGGGCGGGGAGGCGCCUGUGGAUACCAUGGGGUGCGAGAAGGCAGGGCAGGGCAUGGGGGAGAAGCAGCGGCGCUUUGCAGUGCUGGUGUCGGCCAUGCUGUCCUCGCAGACCAAAGACCCCGUCACACACGCCGCAGUGGCGCGGCUGCAGGCGGCGGGGCUGCUGUCAGCCGAAGGGAUGAAGGCAGCAACAGAAGCAAGCAUUGCCCAAACCAUCUACCCGGUGGGCUUCUACUCCCGCAAGGCAGGGUAUUUGAAGAAGAUGGCGAGCGCGUGUCUGGAGAAGCACGGAGGGGACAUUCCGGGCAGCCUGGAAGAUUUGCUUGCACUGACCGGGGUCGGCCCUAAGAUGGCGUACUUGGUGUUGAACGUGGCAUGGGAGCGCGUGGAGGGCAUCUGUGUGGACACACACGUGCACCGGAUAACACGCCGACUGGGAUGGACUGAUGCCAAGGCCAAGACUCCUGAAGACACACGCAUUUCUCUCCAGCAGUGGCUACCAAGAGAGGAGUGGCUGGGCAUCAACCCCCUCCUCGUGGGCUUUGGCCAAACCACCUGCCUGCCCAUCGGCCCCCGCUGCUCCUCCUGCCUCCUCGCCUCCCACUCGCUCUGCCCCUCCGCUGCCCUCCCCCGCCUCCCACCCCCUCCCACUCCUCCUCUUCCUCCUCCUGUCUCUUCUCGGCUUCCUCCCUCAAACCCACUUCCUGCUGCCGGCACGCCCCUUGCGCUCCCCCCUCCCCCGUCCUCGCCCCUCACCGACCUCCCUUGCAGCACUGCACCCACCGCCAUCCCCGUGCCAACCAAGCGCCUCACACCAGGCACAGAUUCACCUUCACCAGAUGGCCCCACCCCUGCACCCACUGUUGCCCCACCAUGCCUUCCUGCGCCUGAAAGCACCUCCUCGCUCUCCGAGUGCGCGCCGCGUUCACUGGACUGUUCCAAGCCGUUACCCACCGUGGUAGCCCCACUUUCGCUGGACCGUUUCAAGCAUGGUAGUGUCACAAGCACGGAUGCGGGAGAGGAAGAAGUGGCAGCAGGGGCAGAUGCUGGCCCCAGGCGCAGCCUUCGGUUUUCCAGAGCCCGAAAUGUUGUGGGGUGAGAGGUGGAGAGAGCUUUGGUUGGAAGCCAGCUGUGGUUGAUUGGGGAGGCCAGUGUUGGAAAAUAAGGU